GCAAAUAUAAUAGCUACGAGUUCCGCCUCUUUGAUAUCUACGUUUCAUGAUUCAGUCGAUUAAAUACUGCCGAUAUAGCAAAAAGAAGAACUGCAGAUAAGUCAGAUUUAUGAUAUCAAUUAAACAUAGCAGCAGCCUUUUUGGCCAAAGUGCAUGCGAAGUAGUUGUGCUCUUUAUAACAGAUGACUUGAAGUCUUCAUUGCAAACAUAUUACGUUAUUAUUUUAAAAAUAAUAGUUAAUAUAAUAAUUGGUGCCUUUCAUCUACAAUCUCCAACAUGUUUGAAAAUAUAAAUAAAGAGUUGCUACCAAUCAAAGCACAUUAUUUCCUAUUUAAUGCAGCUACUGGACCAAUAGUGCCAUUUUUACCAACAAUAGCAAAACAGAUAGGUUUUUCAGGGUUAUUAGUAGGCACAAUAUAUACAAUAUUACCAGUUUCUGGUUUAAUAGCAAAACCUUUAUUCGGAGGAUUAGCUGACAAAUUUAAAAUACACAAACUAUUAUUUUUAUUAUUUCAAGUUGUAGUCGCUGUAGCUAUGUUCACAAUACUUUUUAUCCCAAAAAUGGAUAGGACCGCAGUUGUUACUCUUAACUGUGAUGGUGAAGCAUCUUUGGAAAUAUGUUCAAAAAAUGGGUUUUCUACUAAUGUAAUAAGUAACGUGAUAUCGAAGACUGUGCAUAGAAAUUCCUCAUGUCAGGUAUCUUGUAAAGCCACAGAAGAAAUUUAUACACAAAUGUGUUUACAUUGGCAAGCAUUAAAGUUUUGUAAUAUUACAAAUUCAAGCAUUUCUGAUACUGACAGAUUUGAUUUUACUGUAGAAUUUGACAUCUUUCAUGAUUUGAAUUUAGAUAAAUGUGUAUAUAUCCAUCACUUUAUGGCCAAGUUCCCGAAUAAUGAAUUGCAUAAGCCAGCUUGUACAAAAUAUACAAAAACACUGUGCACUGCCACGUGUCAUGAUAAUCCAGCAUUCAAUCAAUUGUUGGAAGAAGCUGAAGUUGUAGAGAAUACUACACAGUUUCAGUUAUUUUUAUCAGCAUCUGUAAUAAGUUGGGUCGGAAUGGCAGUUGUAGUUAGCAUAGCAGAUGCUAUAUGUUUUAAUCUCCUUGGAAACGAGAGACGAAAGGAAUAUGGAAAACAAAAAAUGUGGGGUAGUAUCGGAUUCGGUAUUUUUGGAAUAAGUGCAGGAUAUUUAGUAGACGUUUUCAGUAAAGGACAGUCUGAGAAAGAUUAUAGUUGUAUAUUUUAUAUUAUGUUGAUCGUCAUGAUUUUUGAUAUUAUCGUAUCGGCAACUUUAAGAAAGAAAAAUCCUGAAAACUCUGAAGAUGAUCCAUCAAUAUUGGGAGAAAUAGCCACCAUCUUUAAAGACGGUAAUGUGUUGGCAUUUGGAUGGUGGUGCAUAGGUGCUGGAAUGUGUACUGGUGUAAUAUGGAACUUUCUAUUCUGGUACACCGAAGACUUAGCGACUAGCGCUCAAUUUACGUGGCUUAAAACUUUACAAGGCCUUUUGACUGGUAUACAGUGUUUUAUAGGAGAACUACCAUUUAAUUUUAUCUCAGGAAAUGUAUUACGAAAAUUGGGCCAUGUAAAUGUUAUGAGUUUAGUUUUAUUAGUUUAUGCGAUUAGAUUUAUGGCAUAUAGUACUAUAUCAAAUCCAUGGUGGUUUUUAAUUAUUGAAGUCCUUCAUGGGCCAUCGUUAGGUCUUUGCUGGCCAACAAUGGUAUCUUAUGGUGAUAAAGUAACACCACCUGGUACUAAAGCUACAAUACAAGGGUUCAUUGGUGCUGUGUUUGAAGGAAUUGGGGUGUCAAGCGGCAGCUUAAUAUGCGGAUGGUUAAUGGAUUCAUAUGGAGGUAUUACAACAUUGAGGGUAUUUUCAGUAGGUGCACUACUGUGGUUAGCUUGCUUUUGGUUUAUUCAGUUGUUGGUGCGAAAACUUAAAGUACCGCCGUUACAUUUGGGUCAUAAUCAUUUGGUGAAUUAUGCCAAUCCAGACGAUGCAAUUCUUUUGACAAUGAAUCGUGAAUUGCAUACGUAUUAAUAAGAAUAAUUUCAUAUACCUGUAGCCGAUUUACUCAAAUGUGGCUAUUUUAAUUGAACAUAAUAUAGUGUAUUUUUUGUAUAACCAUAUUCGUGAUUCAUUUUUACAGCAUUCUCUGUACAAUAGAACUCCGUUUAUCCGAACAUGUCAGGGGAUAGGAUAGUUCGGAUAAUACGAGCUUACUAGUUUUAUUAGUACUUAUUUAGUUCCGAUAGUAAGAGUUCACGUUAAAUACAUCGAAGUCUGUACGUUUUAUUGACGUUGAUAUAUGCUUUGAAGUCGAUGGUAUUUUAUAUUAUGUUCAACUAUUUCUUCAAGUUGCACAUAUAAUUUAUUGUGAACACAAGAAAAGUUUGUAUACUUACAUUCCUCAUAUCAGUAGGCAUUCAUAUAAACCGGAACUUCGCUGGAUCGUAGUUCGGAUAAAAACAAUAUGCAUAGAGUUCAGAUAAACGGAAUUCUAUUGUAACGUUAUUUUAUAAAUAAAUGUUGAUUAUUCAGUAUUAUGUAGCAGAUGUAACACAUAGUAUUCAAUAAUAUAUUGAUAUUUUGAAGUGAAA
Megachile rotundata (alfalfa leafcutting bee) is the source of this 2597-nucleotide messenger RNA. It is a transcript of the gene Sugb, whose product is annotated as Sugar baby transporter. The record is from RefSeq and is a predicted model, not a curated record. Lineage: Eukaryota; Metazoa; Arthropoda; Insecta; Hymenoptera; Megachilidae. Gene Ontology annotation, cellular component: membrane.